AUGUCGCGAGGCCCAGCCUACGACGCCGAGCCCAACGGCACCGCCGCCUCCUCCGCUGCCUCUUCCUCCUCCUCCUCCCCUUCCUCCUCCUCUUCCUCCUCGGGGGCCAGGCGCAUCGGCAUCCAGGAGUACGAGGACGAGUUCGAGCGCGGCCGCGCCCGCAACCGCGCCGAGAUCGAAGCCCGCGUCGCCCAGCAGCAGCAGGAGCGUCAGCAAAUCUACGAGGAAGGACGCCGAGUCGUGGGCGCCUCCGUCGCCAUGAGACGCCGCGUCAUGGCGCACUCAAUCGCCAGUACCAACACCGUCGACCGCUCUCGUUCCCGCUCUGCCGGUCCUUCCCUCCCGAUCACCAUCCCCGGUGCCGAUACAGAUCGCCGCGCUGCCUUUCGCCGCGCAGAGAUGGCUCGCCGCGGCGGUGGACACGAUGGCGACAGCGGCAAUGGCAGCUCUGGCUCCGACAAUGGCGGAUACUCGCCUGCGGAGCUCAGCGCCCAAGCUACCCGUCUUCAUCGUGGAAUCGGCGUUGGUCCCUCUUGGGUCGACCCAGCCGGACGUCUCCGCCAGUUGCCUUUGGGCACACGCCUCCCUUCUCCAGUCCCCCUUACCGAAGAGGAACUCCAUCGAGCUCGCACCCUCGGUGCCCAGCCGCUGCCCCCUUACCCGCGCCGCUCCCCUUCGCCUCGCUCGCGUCCCGUGUUUGGACCGAUUACCUACGCCGAGUACAUGCGCCGAGUCAUUGAGCGCGCUGAGGAGUACCGCGUCUUCUUGGGUCCUCGCCAAAUCUGA
This is a messenger RNA of Colletotrichum orchidophilum, 786 nucleotides long. RefSeq lists its product as uncharacterized. The transcript is spliced from 4 exons. The record is from RefSeq and is a predicted model, not a curated record. NCBI's taxonomy places the organism in Eukaryota, Fungi, Ascomycota, Sordariomycetes, Glomerellales, Glomerellaceae. The coding region runs from base 1 to 786 and encodes 261 amino acids.